GGCUUCCGAUCUGAAGCGGCGUCGGCUGCAGCCCCCGCGGGCCCGGCUUCCUCGCUCCUUCCCGGGAAAACCAGCGCCGAGCCUCUUCCCGGUGCCAGGAUUGCAAGAGGCGCCUCCGCCUCCUCCUCGGUGUAGCAACGUCUCCGACGGGCCACCCCUGAGCUGCAUUGCUGUAGGAGCGCGCAACGGUCGGGCGCCAGCCAGAGCUGCAGUGGCGACCCGGGAGAGGCAAAGCGAGGUCGGGGCGAGGAGCCGGCGGCGGAAAGCGAGGCCCUCUGACCCGCCUUCCAGGCCAUGUGCAUUCCGUGCCAGCCAGCUCCUAAUAAAGCGAUGGGGCCGGGAACCUGCCUCCCGCUUCUUCACGCCCUAUAAAUAUUCAGCCGGCCCCGAAGACCAGCUCGGGUGGCUUGUGGGCUGCCUGACCCCGGCUCAGAAGAGCAGCCGCCGCCGCUUCCUCUUCUUCCUCCUCCACCGCCGCCACCACUACCGGGGGAAAAGCCUAAGGCAGCGCAGCCCGAGCGUCCUCUCCGCCCGGCCGAGAUGCCCCGAGUAGAUGCAGAUCUCAAACUGGACUUUAAAGAUGUCUUGCUCAGACCGAAGCGGAGCAGCCUCCGAAGCAGAGCAGAGGUAGAUCUUACACGUACUUUCUUCUUCCGUAACUCCAAGCAAACCUAUACAGGCAUCCCCAUUAUCGUAGCAAAUAUGGACACUGUUGGUACUUUUGAAAUGGCACAAGUUAUGGCUAAAUACACCAUGUUUACUGCAAUACACAAGCAUUACUCUCUAGAACAGUGGAAGCUGUUUGCAAGUGAUCACCCAGAAUGCAUAGAGCAUGUAGCGGUGAGCUCAGGCAGUGGGCUGACUGAUUUUGAGAAGCUGAUAAGUAUCAUCGAUGCCAUCCCUCUGAUCAAGUACAUCUGCCUGGAUGUGGCCAAUGGUUACUCAGAACACUUUGUGGAAUUUGUGAAAGCUGUUCAUAUCCGGUUCCCAAAGCACACCCUCAUGGCAGGCAACGUAGUAACAGGAGAGAUGGUGGAAGAACUUCUUCUGUCUGGUGCAGACAUUAUUAAAGUUGGAAUUGGACCAGGUUCUGUGUGCACUACUCGGAUAAAAACUGGGGUUGGCUAUCCUCAGCUCAGCGCAGUAAUUGAAUGUGCAGAUUCCGCUCAUGGACUGCAAGGACAUAUCAUUUCCGAUGGAGGAUGUAGCUGUCCAGGAGAUGUGGCCAAAGCUUUUGGAGCUGGUGCUGAUUUUGUGAUGCUGGGGGGCAUGUUUGCAGGACAUGAUCAAUGUGCUGGAGAUAUUAUAGAAAAAAACGGUAAAAAAGUGAAGCUUUUCUAUGGGAUGAGCUCUGACACCGCUAUGAAGAAGCACGCAGGUGGUGUUGCAGAUUACAGAGCUUCGGAGGGCAAAACAGUGGAAGUCCCCUACAGAGGAGAUGUAGAAAAUACCGUCCGUGACAUUCUGGGUGGUCUCCGUUCUGCUUGCACGUACGUGGGAGCUGCCAAACUCAAAGAGCUUAGUCGAAGGACAACCUUUAUUCGGGUAACUCAGCAGCACAACCCAACUUUUUCUUAGCCAAAGAAGAAAAUCCCUGACCUUUGGAAACGUGAAGUGUGCUAUGUUCUGUUUCUCCUCCACUUUGCUGCUGCUGCUUCUUCUUUCUUUUCUUUUUUUCUUUUUUUGCAGAACAGCGAUUAUAUUCCAAACUAGGAAAGAAGCAGGUUGCUUUAAUACCAUUGAUUGUUUGUAAUGGUUGGGGCUGGGCCUAAUGAGAACAAGCCAUAAACUGCUUCUGGGUCCAGAGUUUGUUCAGAAUUGUUGGGUGGUAUUCUUUUUUAUAUCCUUGUCUAUUUAAGUUAAGAAAUCUAGAGUGAUCUUUCGGAACAACCCAUCAGAGGGACUUGGAUGUCCGUUCAUAAAGCAUUUGUCUGCUGGAUCUGCCAUUACCAGAAAAAGCAAAGCCCUUCACAGGGUUUUAUAUUUCAAGUUUCAACUGCUCCUGCAAUGUGUGAUGAUAGACAGAAGAACUCCGAAGCCCAGAAAACCCUCACUGCAUGGAUCCUGCUCCAGCAUGCCACCUUGGAAUAGCACUUACAGAAUUAAAAAAAAGAAAAAAAGCUGUUUUAUUUUCACAGAGGCAUCAAGUGCUCAGUUUUUAACGUGUGCAGAUUAUUAUAAAGUUCUUAAAAUGUUUGAUUAAAUAGUUACACUCCCUUUGUCGUAAUGCUUUGUUAGGGGGUAUAUUUCAACAUUGCAGAUGGAGAUGCUUCUUUGUUCAUUCAGCUCAUUUUAAAGAUGAAAGAGGUAAGCCUAAGGAUGGUUAACUAAUUUUUUCCAAUGCCUUUGGGCAAAGACAAGAGAAGGCACUGCCGUUCCACAUCUGAACCUAUGUGCAGAGCCAAUUUUUUUUAAAAAACAACACACCGUUCAUUUUAAAAAAAAAGAUCAACUGUUUUCCAAACAAGACAUAGAAAGAUUUCUCUGAACAAUCUGAAAUACGGAUGGAUUAGCUCCAGUCAAACUCAAUUUGUAAGCAUUGGGCAGGAAAAUCAGGUUUUUCCUCUCAUCAGGCAGCUCUUACUUUCUUGUGUAAAUGGUAUGUAGCACUGCAUUCAUUUCUAUUAAAGAAGAUUCAACAC
Messenger RNA from Ahaetulla prasina, 2642 nucleotides. RefSeq names its product guanosine monophosphate reductase (gene GMPR). Gene Ontology annotation, molecular function: GMP reductase activity. Bases 541 to 1578 code for a protein of 345 amino acids. Gene Ontology annotation, biological process: nucleotide metabolic process. The transcript is spliced from 9 exons. NCBI's taxonomy places the organism in Eukaryota, Metazoa, Chordata, Lepidosauria, Squamata, Colubridae. The record is from RefSeq and is a predicted model, not a curated record. Gene Ontology annotation, cellular component: GMP reductase complex.